CAGCCAUAGGGCAUUUUACCCUUUCGUCUUCCGCGGCGAGCAGAUGCAGAGCGGAGGGCCAGAUGGCAGGCGGGACGCGGCUUCAGUGUCCGGUCGGAUGGCAGGCGGCGGCGGCGGCGGCCGGCGGCGUAAGGGCCGGCGCCGACGAGGGUAAGAGAGACCACGGAUCGCCGAACGAGGAGCCAAUCGUAAAAACUACUAUCCGAAUCCGGGGGCUAUUUGUAAAAAAUCGGAUCGCGAUUAAUAGUCGCGAUCCGAACCAGGGUGUAUUAUGUAAAUAAUCGGAUCGCAAUUAAUAAUCACGAUCCAAAUUAGAGGUAUUUUGUAAAUGGUAUCCAGAACAGGGUAGUUUUGUAAAAAGAGCUCCGGCUGGUGCAUUCGCACGGCGAGGACGCCGGCAACCUCCGCGAGUCCCCCGCCGCCCCGCCUGAAGCAUCCCGCAGUCCGUAGGCUGCACAUCAGCACCCGUCGUUGGCGGCCGCGGGCCCAAGACGCGCGCGCUCGGCCACGGCAGGGAGCCACCAGGGAUGAAGCCGCCGGCCGCGUCCGUAAUCGCUUCCUCUCCGGCCGGUCGGCUGGCUCCGCGCGGCGCCGCCUCCAACAACGGGCCACGGAUUCCACCUCCUGUAUUGACCAACUACUAUGAGGAUCAUGAAGGUAAUGGUCAUUGUGGUAAAUUCUCUUAAAAUAUCUGACAAUUGCAUUUUCAUAUUGCAGGUUGGACUCGUCAUGAGAAAGGUGCUGCAAUGGAGAAGGGAGUUGAGCAUGUGGUUUCUUUAUGUGAAGACUGAAGCAAUUUUAGGUCAAGUCUUUCCUUAAUUAAAUCAAGACGAGAAACAGGGGGUAAUGAGGAACUGAUGGAACUGGAGAACUGCAGUUGCAGGGAGGAUUUGCAUAGAAGUUCCAUAGAUGCUACUUAUUGGCAAUGAAGGGAGAAGAAAAGUCAAGAUACUGAAGCAUGCUUGGUUUGUGAAGCACUUCCCCUCUGUCACGGCAAGACGAACCCUUAGCAGCAUCCAUUGUAGAGUCCAUCUCCUUGUCGGAUGUGCUUGAUCUUCAUUUUUUUUCUUUGACUAAGCUUCCCACAUAGCUGUAUAUAUGAAUUGUACUAGCUAUGACCUGGUUUGUAACAGCUGUGCAGUAGGUGAUUUGGACUACUUGAGUGGACUGACUUGACCAAUUAACCCCAAAGAUCAGUCAGGAGUAGACUGACUCAUGACUUGAACAAGUAAUAUCUGAGUGUUACUUAUAGACAUCACAUUCCAUUCCAGAGGUGAUUGUUCAUUCUCUCAUCCACCUGCUGUGUUAUCUUCCUGAAGAGAGAAUCCCCAAAUGGACAAUUUUCUUUCUGCGGUCCUGGGUGAGCUGACAACUAGAUCCAUAAGUUUCUUCAUCAGAAAAUGCUCCAAGCUGCAGGAACAUGAUGUGGAGGACCACCUGCACAGGGCCUUGGUCCGAGCACAGGUCAUCCUCGAUGAGGCCAUGGGACGGCAGAUCACAAAUCAAGCUAUGCUCCGGCAACUGGACAUCCUGAGAGGCACCAUGCACCAAGGAUAUUACAUGCUAGAUACUUUCAGGUACCAAUCUCAUGACGAGGAGGAUGCCAAAGAUCAGAUCGUGAGUCGAUCUUUAUAUCUCUCCAAAGUAAAUCCUUUGAAAUAUUUCUGUUCCUCCAAUAGAAACACACAGAUUUUGGAACAACUGCAAAAGGUGCUUGACAAUUUGAGCUCUAUGAUCCUUGACAUGGAAGAGGUGGUCAUUUUCUUUACCAGCUACAGUCGCCUGUACCGCCAGCCUUAUAGCAUGCAUGUCCUGUUGGGCAACUGCAUGUUUGGGCGCCAUAUGGAAGCAGAACUUGCCAUAAAAUUCUUGCUGCACACACAACCUCAGGGUUAUGAAGAAUUGGAGGUCCUGCCAAUCGUCGGUCCUAACAAAGUCGGCAAGAGCACCCUUGUUGCUCAUGUUUGCAAGGAUGAAAGAGUCUAUGGUCAUUUCUCAGAAAUCGUGUUGUUGCAUGACCAUGAUUUUACAGAUGCUGAACUAGCUUUUAGAGAAGGAUGUGCAAUGAAACAUCAAAAUCACAUGUCAAGCUCGAACAAUGACAAGAGAUUGCUAGUUGUUGUUGAGUUAGCUGGGGAUCUCAAUGAUGAUGCAUGGGAUAGGCUGUAUUAUGCUUACAAAUCGUGUCUACCAAGAGGUAGUAAAAUCAUAGUCACAAGCAGGUCUGAGAAGGUUGUAAGGUUUGGAACAGCACAGGCUCUAACUCUGAAGCAUCUCCCCGCAGAGGCAUAUUGGUAUUUCUUCAAGACAAUAACAUUUGGAAGCGUGGAUCCUGAGACACAACCGAGGUUUUUGCAACUGGCCAUGGAAAUAUCCAGGAUGCAGAAUGGUUCCCUCAAUGGCGCAAACAUCAUCUCUUCUUUGCUGCGGGACAACUUUGACAUCCACUUUUGGUGUAAGAUUGCAACCUUCUUGAGAGGGUUCAUCCAGAAGAGUCUCUCAAAAUUUGGUGAGACUCCAUUUGAUCUUCUGUACCAAAAUAAACCUGUAGAGUUUGGAAGAAUGGCUACAUCUUCUGAAAAAUUUUUGGUUUCAUAUCAGUAUGAAUGCUCUUCACAGGAAGAGAUUCCAAAGAUAAGAAUACAAGAUGUGAUGUUUGGAAGCGUUAAGCCUCAUGGAAAAAUUGAUAUCCUACUAUGGAGGGCUCAGAUUCCCCCCUACUAUAGUUAUGUCUAUACUUGCUCUGCUAUUCAAGAGCCAAAGGCUACAGGUGCCAAGAGGAAGCGUUCUAUGAAAAAUGGAGUCACACCGAGAUGAUUUUGUCAUGAUCUGGCUUAUGUAGGAGGAUAUCUGAAUAUGUUUGGUAUGGUGUUACAAGUUACUUCGCAGUCAUGGUAGCAUGUCACAAGUUUCCACAUUGUUCAACUGUACUACUGCAUUGCAACCAAUCCCUGGAGCUGUAUUACUUGAUCUUGCUAUCUUUUUUCCUUAAGACAUCUUUCUAUAUUUUUUUUCCUUAAGACAUCUUGCUAUAUUUUUUUUUCCCUUAAGAGAUCUUGUCAUAACUUUUUUCCUUGAGGCACCUUGCUGUCUUUCAUGUACCUGUACUGUACUAAUGCUGCAAUUUGGUACUUUGAUUGAUGCUAUACUAUGAUGCUUGCUC
Messenger RNA from Panicum hallii, 3163 nucleotides. RefSeq names its product putative disease resistance protein RGA3. The record is from RefSeq and is a predicted model, not a curated record. Gene Ontology annotation, molecular function: ADP binding. Bases 1333 to 2817 code for a protein of 494 amino acids. NCBI's taxonomy places the organism in Eukaryota, Viridiplantae, Streptophyta, Magnoliopsida, Poales, Poaceae. The transcript is spliced from 2 exons.